CGUUUGGGGGAACAUACCUUUCCGGCUUCCAUGUCAUGCACCCAGUCUGCUCGUAUCCUCGCAAUUUGCCCCAGGUUGCUGCAACGUCUUGAACAAGCCGUCCCCUCGCCCGGUUUCAUGUCUUGUCUUCUAGAAGCCGCCUUCGAAAUUUUGCACCUGUCAGUGUAUACACGCAAGCCGUGUCAUGCGAUACGGACAUACUUCAGUGCCAGUAGACACCCACGCGGACUUUUUGGUGGCUUGUUGCAUGUCGUCGAAGAGGCAUUUUUGCUCAAUGCGAUAUAUAAAUUCCCUUGUGUUUUGUUUGGUGCCCUGCACGAUUCUUGCAAAGAGUUUUCACUGGUCAAACAGACCAAUCAAGCUGUCGGUGAGUACGGUGAGUACUGCUACUGGGUAAUGUUGCUGGCGAGGCUGUUUUGGAUACUGUUGACAUUUUCAAAGUCCAUUUUGGUCACACGCCCAGCAAAUACCUCGAUUGAUGCUAAGGAGAGUCCACAGCUUCAAUAUGAAAGCUAGAGUAUCUUCUCAAAAUCUUCUGUUUCGUAACACAAGUCGGUUUUCUUUUUCUGUGUUUUCUACUUCUGGAUCAUAGAUGCUAAAACACGAUCAUGCGUAGGUGCGCACAUUGUGUUUUCUUUCCUCGUUAUCUGGAACAGCGGAGCCAAUCUUGCACACGACGCCUUCUAGAAAUUCCACGACACCAGUCCGAUACUGCAUACAGAUACACAUUAUCUUCGAGUUCUUCCUAGUUUCUCUAUGCGUCUUUGAUAUGCCGGAAUGAAAAACAAUGUUUGCCGGAUCAGUGGCCUCAGGUCGCAGCAUACACCGCACCAUCUUGCCGCACCAUGCGUACGUACUCGGUCCUAUUAGGGCAGAGGCUCUUUGCCACGUGGAUGGGGAGUCGCUCAAGAAUAACCAAACAUUGUGAGGGCUGAGGUAGGACUGGCCCAAGUUUAGGUCUACCAAACGAAUUACAGAGUCACAUUCUUCUGUGAAGAUGCAUCGGUUAUAUCU
Messenger RNA from Periconia digitata, 1014 nucleotides. The record is from the annotation of a GenBank genome assembly. Lineage: Eukaryota; Fungi; Ascomycota; Dothideomycetes; Pleosporales; Periconiaceae.